Messenger RNA from Punica granatum (pomegranate), 1880 nucleotides. NCBI's taxonomy places the organism in Eukaryota, Viridiplantae, Streptophyta, Magnoliopsida, Myrtales, Lythraceae. The record is from RefSeq and is a predicted model, not a curated record.
CAUACAUACCUAUCCCAUGUGCAUUGUUGCUCUAUACUAGAGCUAAAAAUGACCGGUGAAAAGUAUCCUCCUGGUAUCAUCCAAUGUUGCUGCCUCUUCUCAGCAAUCAUUCUUCUGCUAUUGGAGCUACAUUGUUGCACUGGUAGCCGGGUACUGCUCGAUGGACCUGAGGAAGAAGGAGAUGGUGACCAUGAUGCAUCCCCGCUUGAACUUAGCAGAGCUAGUUUUCCCCAUGAUUUUACGUUUGGUGUUGCAUCGAGUGCUUACCAGUAUGAAGGAGCAGCAAAUCAGAACGGCAGGAGGCCUAGCAUAUGGGAUACUUUCACCAAAUUGUAUCCAGAUAAGAUAAAAGAUCACAGUUCCGGGAUGAUAGCUGAUGAAUUUUACUACCUGUAUAAGAAGGAUAUUCCGUUGCUAAAAGAAAUCGGAUGGGAUUUCUUCAGAUUCUCCAUCUCAUGGCCAAGACUUGUACCCAAUGGCAAAGUAAGCAAGGGAGUGAACCAACAAGGUAUCAACUUCUACAAUAGUCUCAUCGAUGAACUCCUAGCUUAUGGCAUACAGCCAUUUGUCACUUUAUUCCAUUGGGAUGUACCACAAACUCUCGAAGAUAAGUAUGGAGGGUUCCUUAGCCGGGAAAUCGUGGAUGAUUUCCACGACUACGCCGACCUAUGCUUCAAAGAGUUUGGGGACAGAGUGAAGUACUGGACCACAUUGAACGAGCCGAACAAUUUUGCACAGUUUGGGUACGCCACAGGUACUUAUGCACCCGGUCGAUGUUCCAACUACAUUGGGAAUUGCACCAAUGGAAAUUCUGCAACAGAGCCAUAUAUUGUUGCGCACCACCUGCUUCUUUCUCAUGCAUCGGUCGUCCAAUUAUAUAGGAGCAAGUAUCAGACGUCUCAAAAGGGGAAGAUAGGGUUGGGGACUUCAACCUACUGGAUGAAGCCUAAGUUCCCAACAGAUCAGAGUAGGGACGCGGCCAUGAGAGCUCUUGAUUUCCAAUUUGGGUGGAUAGUUGAUCCAAUCACCUUUGGUGAUUAUCCCAAGAGUAUGAGAAAUUUAGUUGGAACGCGGCUGCCCAACUUUACGAUAGCAGAGUCGAAAAUGUUGAGAGGAUCCUAUGAUUAUCUUGGCGUCAAUUACUACACAGCUCGAUAUGUCGAUGAAUCCACAUCUUAUAGCACGACCAACCUAAGUUACACGACUGAUGGUCGUUGUAAUCUCACCACGGAACGAGACGGAAUCACAAUUGGAAAGCCGACCCCUGUGGUGUGGAUAUACAUGUACCCCAAAGGAAUCAGAGAUCUAAUGCAUUACGUGAAGAACAAGUACAAUCCCUCCGUGAUUUACAUAUUAGAGAAUGGAGUGGGAGAUGCUAAUAACGUUACGUUGUCACUUAAAGACGCGCUCAGAGAUACCUUGAGGAUGAAGUACCACAAGCUCCAUCUUUUUUAUCUUUCGAAGGCUAUCGAGGAAGGAGUGAACGUGAAGGGCUACUUGACAUGGUCAUUCUUGGAUAACUUUUCGUGGGCACUUGGUUAUACUGUUCGAUAUGGCGUCAUUUUCAUCGACUACAAGAACGGGCUGAAGAGAUACCCAAAGGACUCCUCACUUUGGUUUAAGCAGUUCCUCCGUGCAGAAAACACAACUCAUCCUCAUAUUUGAUUAGAUUUUAUCAAGCCAUUUUUAUUUGAAUAAGUUUGGUGAGUGUCAUUUUUUAUUUCGACAAGCAUUGAAAGCAUGCAAACUAGCUUGUGAUACUUGCUAUCGAAUGUGAUCACGUCCCUAGACGGAACAAAGGGGCUUGAGAGUCUUCACCAAGUGGUUUAAGGAUCUUUCACAAUUCCAAUGUCGAUUGAGCAGCUAUUUUCUCAUAUUAA